This is a messenger RNA of Entrophospora sp. SA101, 459 nucleotides long. The record is from the annotation of a GenBank genome assembly. Lineage: Eukaryota; Fungi; Glomeromycota; Glomeromycetes; Entrophosporales; Entrophosporaceae.
AUGGUAGAAGAAAGAACUGUCCCUCAACAAUCCUUAGCUCGUUUAUUCCCCCAAGGUUUCCCAGAAUUCUGGGCUAAAUUAGAGUUUAAAAAAGACUUAGAGCAAGUAAUCUACUCUUACACCCCCGCUACCUUAACCCACGAGGAAAUUAAGAAAACCCUAGCCAGUGGAGGCUAUGGUCUCGGUGCCCCAAGUUUAAAACCAACACCCUCACGGCCAUCGUGGAAAUCCGUCGUAAAGAAUGACUGUGAACCGAUAUUUUCCGGGACAGCAGUGGGCAAUUUGGGGGCUUCCAAAGACAGAACCAACUUUCCACCCAAAACCAAGAACAAGGGCAAGGGAACCGAAGCUCUAACCGGAAGAACACUACCGACAAGAUUAACCAUGUCGGCAAAGAAUUCUAUCGAAGCCAGAAGGAUGCUAAUGUUGCCACCACCACCCAGGAUAGCUACCAAUUAG